This is a messenger RNA of Sycon ciliatum, 1966 nucleotides long. RefSeq lists its product as uncharacterized. The transcript is spliced from 4 exons. Lineage: Eukaryota; Metazoa; Porifera; Calcarea; Leucosolenida; Sycettidae. The record is from RefSeq and is a predicted model, not a curated record. Bases 226 to 1260 code for a protein of 344 amino acids.
UCUCAGCAGAAUACUGCACUGCUUCUUGCUAGUGGGCAUACUACUAUUGCUAACACUAGGACUUGUAGAUUCUUCCUCGAUUUAUCACUGUUACAAGUACUGUAGAGCUACAAAGAACAUUCGCCAGGAGUUGGUGUGCCACUACUUCGCUGGUCACGAUUCCGAUAUCUCUGCACUAGCUGCUAUUUCUAAAAUGUUUGCAUUGUCAAUUUUCGGCGAGUCAAGAUGAAACUUCAGGUAGUCGGUAGGUGCAGUGGUUUGAUACACUCUCGCUUUCUCUAUGGUACCAGUCAGGUACGCAGUGGCGAUGGGACAUCGUCAACCAGCGCGGCGGGAUCGGAUGGAACUGUAGUUGGUUCUGGUUCAGACGUUCCGAAACGUAUGGUGUCGACCCAACGACGGUUGAUCAGCUUCAAGCAGCGACCUGUCAGGGUAACAAGCAUACAGCGUAGUACCGGCAGUAACCAUGGUGAUAUUGGUAUUCACACGGAUCAUAGUUUGCAAAGGAAUACAUCAGCACUUGCUGCGAGGCACCAAUCACUGGCUCGUGUCCUUGACGAAGAGGAGAAGCGUCUAGCAAAGGUCACUACUCAGGCAGCAAUACUGGAGAAGUACUGUGGAAGCAAGGCAUAUGCACCGAUCAUACCAAUCAAGCCAGAGAGGAAACUUCUAAAACGACCGAGAAUAGAACGUGAUCUUCUGGGUACGUUCAGACCUGUGAGGCAGAGACGCAGUUCCAUUGUGCAAGUGGAUGAUCCAUACUUUACACAAGACAAAAUUGUCCACAAUCGUCAGAUACCGAUCACAACUGAACAGAGGCAAAUGCUGAAGAGCGAGCAGAUUUUCUACAUUCCGGAUGAAAUAGACUUGAAGAACUUACCUCCAUUCCUGAACAAAAACCCAGUUGAACACUUUCUUCAUAUGAGAAUUCUGGCAGGUCUGAUUUUCUGCACUCUUAUGGUUGUAUGGUACACAAUAUUUAUAGAAACCGACAAGUUUGCCGACGACCUGAAAUGGUUGCGAGACAUAUACCAUGAAUUUGUGAGGAAGCAGUUUCCUGUGGACUUUCUGAAUGAAGGCGUGCUGGAAGAGUUCAAGGAGCGCGAGCAGACAGCACUGGAGGCACACAUGAACACUCCCGAUCAAGUGGCAAAGCGACUAGAGAAGGAGAUCAAGCAAGCACAGGAGGAGUACACCGUCACAGUGAAGUACUCCUACCCGCCAUCACCAACUGAUCCUUUACUCUCAACUCCAAGGUGAACGAGCAUAGAGACAAUGGCAUGCUCAUGGAGAAGAUACUGUUCAGUGUGACCAGCACUGUGACCAGCACUGUGACUUACGUACGCUGUGAGCAGCAGUCAGUUUUACCUGUACACAGCCUUGCUGCUACCCAUCACCAAGACUUAGUAGUGUUCUUAUCUGCUAAAGGGCACAUGUGCAGUGCUUCCAUUAACAGCUUCCAGGACUGAUCCAAGGACGGAUUCCAGCCAUCCCGCUGCUGUACGGUACACGAGCAGCAUAUUGAACAGGGUUACUUUGGAGCUAAGGACAGACGGAGAGCGCAACCUACCAAACUAAGUGCCAGCAUCAUCCACCCUGCUUAGUCAAUCCUAUUCAUUGACACGUGUAGCUGUCAUGUAGCAUGGAAAGGCCUUCCCGGCAGCUUAUCUUAAUCUCAAUGUAACGCCCUAUUCUCAUUGGCAUGGCAAAGAUUAAGUGCCAUGUUGUCUCUCUUGUAUGAAAGGCCUGCCCAGUCUCCCUUGAAUUCCACGGCAAAGUGUGAGAACGUCAGCGGCUAAAACAGUAGACAGUAAAUUCUGCUACAAUUCUGCAAGGGACCUUGUGGGCAUGAGAACAGCUAUUACCUGCAAACCCACACUAAACCUGAUUGUCAUUUUAAAUUCCAUGCUUCUAUUUUCGUCUGAUGAUUGAUUCAGUUCGUGAAACUCAGAGUUACGAAAAACAA